Xiphophorus maculatus (southern platyfish) is the source of this 1597-nucleotide messenger RNA. Its product is annotated as free fatty acid receptor 2-like. Gene Ontology annotation, biological process: G protein-coupled receptor signaling pathway; cellular response to fatty acid. Gene Ontology annotation, molecular function: G protein-coupled receptor activity. The transcript is spliced from 2 exons. Bases 161 to 1072 code for a protein of 303 amino acids. Gene Ontology annotation, cellular component: plasma membrane. Lineage: Eukaryota; Metazoa; Chordata; Actinopteri; Cyprinodontiformes; Poeciliidae. The record is from RefSeq and is a predicted model, not a curated record.
CUGUCAUGUGUCAGUGUGACUACAGGACGUGUUUCCGGGUUGCAUCAUUUUAUAUCAAGUCAUCUUUAAACUGAGACACAUAGAACAAAGAUAUGCUUAACUGAAGUCAGCACGCAAAGACUUGUGAUUUAUUAGCAUUUUACAUGCCCUCAGGUCCAUAAUGGAGUCAGUGGUGAAAAGUGAGAUUAUUCUGACAUUUUACAUCAUUUCUUUCCUGAUUGGCCUUCCAGCCAAUCUGGUGGCUCUCUAUGCCUUCAGUGUCAAGAUCCACUGCAAGCCACUCCCAACAGACAUCCUGCUUUUGAAUCUGACUGUGUCCGACCUGCUCUUCUUGAUCAUCCUUCCUCUCAAGAUGCACGAGGCAGCAUCAGGGAUGCAGUGGAAUCUGCCCAACAUUAUGUGUUCUAUCACCUCUUUUACCUUUUUCUCCACAAUAUACACCAGCUCCUUACUGCUGAUGGCCGUUGCCGUGGUCCGCUACUUAGGAGUGGCCUUUCCUAUUGCCUAUCAGCGAUUGCAAAAACCUUUGUAUCCGAUCAUCAUCAGUGCUGUUAUGUGGCUGAUCUCAAUGGGACACUGCAGCAUCACUUUCAUCAUCCAACACCACCCAUCUCUCUCCAGCAUAAACUCCUCUAUCUGCUAUGAGAAUUUUACACCCAAGCAACUGAAGAUUCUCCUCCCCGUGCGUUUGGAGUUUUUCUUUGUGGUCUGCCUUGUACCUCUUAUAAUUUCCAUUUUCUGCUACCUGCGCUUGAUUUUGAUUCUGUACAGCCGUCCCAGGAUAUCCUGGAUGCAGAAAAGGAAGGCUAUUGGCAUGGCAUUGGGGACUCUUGCUAUGUUCCUCAUUUGUGUUCUGCCAUACAAUUUCUCUCAUUUAUUGGGUUUCUUCCAGGGUCAGAGCCCUGAAUGGAGGUACUACACUUUGCUUCUCAGCACAUUAAACACCUGCAUCGAUCCCAUCAUAUUUUAUUUCUCCUCCUCAAUCUUCCACUGCACUAGCAAAAAAUCUAUUUUCAGAAAGCAUCGUGUUAAUGAUGUAAAACUGGAAACAAGGGGCACAUGUUCAACCUGAAUCUGAAUUUUAAUCCUACUAUUUGUUUUUAAAGUAGCACUCUAUGGUUUCUUUAUUCAGUUGUUUUCAACUCAGUUCUGUUGAAAUGACCUACUGCUGUUUAUUAUUAGCUGUAUCUUAACCCAAAACCUUGGUUAAUCUUUUUAGAAGGCUUCGCAAAUUUAUAAGUCACGAGGAAGAUGUCAGCUUUAAUUUCGUAGAUUAAUUUAUUAUGGUUGGCCUAUUACUUCAUCUCCUUUAGAGUAGGUGAGAUACUCUGCACUAAUGCUUUCAGUAGAUACAUGUAUAGAAUUAAUGAGUAAGGAAAAGUAUGAAAAGUAAAAAGAAACUCAUUUGUCUUCAUUUGCACAUAGAUCAAAAACAAGAUAACAUGUAUGGAAAGAAUAUUCAAAUUAAACAAAUAAACUGUAAUUAAAAUAUGUAUUUUUAUAUGUGGUUGGGUUUGAAGCUAGAUUACCAUGUGAUUAGUUUCAAUAUCCUAAGAGCUUUAAAAAUGUAUUGAUUUAAAGAAAUAAAGUUUUAAAU